CGAAUAUUAUUUUGUACUUAACAAACUAAAAAUAAAAAGAAUAAUUAUUGUACAAAAUAUUUGUUUGUUAAAAGUAUUUUUGAUAGGAAAAUAAGUUAUAUUAAUAGAAAAGCAAUGGCGCCGCAACAAAAGGGAAAACAAGGUACAAAAGGAGCAAAGCAGAUUGUGGAGGAGAAUAAGGCCACACUGAAGUUUUAUAGGAACAUGGCCAUUGGCAGCGCGGCUGGUAUGGUAUUGCUUAACCUGAUAUUUUUCGGAUUGAGCAAAGCGACAGUGAUUAUGGGCUUCAUAGCAUUACUUAUACUGGCCGCAGCGGUGCAGUUUAUGACAUUCAUGUCACGCCCGAAAUACUCAGAAAGUGGUGCACUACUAGAUUCUGGAAACGAUUUGAAUAUGGAGGGUGGUAUAGCAGAAAAUGUCAAGGAUCUAAUAAUCUUAACAUCAGGCACACUGCUUUUAUCAUUGUUGUCAAAUUACUUCUGGUACCUGUUGUUACUUGCACCUUUGAGAGCUUUCUGGAUGUUAUGGGGCAGUGUGAUACAACCGUGGUUAUCUCAACGCAAUGCAGCCGAACAGGAACCCGAGUUGGAUGAAAAGAAACAACGAAAACUCGAACGCAAAAUGCGACGCAUGAGAUGAAGACUUUAAUAAUAAGCCAAAUGUCGUUGGCAUCAACUUAGCCCAAUGAGGCGCUCUAAGUCAAUAAUGUAAUGCAUAAAUCCAUGGCGGAUUUAAAUCAAACGCCAUUCAACAGACGUUAAAGACGAUAUUCAUCUUAAAUUAAGUUGUCAAUUUUGGAUUUGCGCCCAAUAAUUUACUUUAACAACUGACACUGUGUGUUAUGGUGCAGGUUCGCUUUUUAUGUAAAUAUAUUAUAAAAUAAGGUUUUUGAAUACAACUGACAAACAAUUAUAAUAAAAAACAAGGUUUGAGAUUAGAUAAACGAAAGACAAUA
Messenger RNA from Ceratitis capitata (Mediterranean fruit fly), 955 nucleotides. RefSeq names its product transmembrane protein 208. Gene Ontology annotation, cellular component: intracellular membrane-bounded organelle. The coding region runs from base 115 to 639 and encodes 174 amino acids. The record is from RefSeq and is a predicted model, not a curated record. Lineage: Eukaryota; Metazoa; Arthropoda; Insecta; Diptera; Tephritidae. Gene Ontology annotation, biological process: vacuolar protein processing. The transcript has 4 exons.